This is a messenger RNA of Rhagoletis pomonella (apple maggot), 11994 nucleotides long. Its product is annotated as protein still life, isoforms C/SIF type 2-like. Gene Ontology annotation, molecular function: protein binding; guanyl-nucleotide exchange factor activity. NCBI's taxonomy places the organism in Eukaryota, Metazoa, Arthropoda, Insecta, Diptera, Tephritidae. Gene Ontology annotation, cellular component: membrane; synapse. The record is from RefSeq and is a predicted model, not a curated record. Gene Ontology annotation, biological process: positive regulation of axonogenesis; activation of GTPase activity; small GTPase-mediated signal transduction.
UGUAUGUACAUAGGUAUUUAGGUACAUUAUUCACAUACAUAUGUAUGUGCAUACAUACGUACAUUUGAUUAAAAAGCGAACGCAGUAAUAUUGAGGGCGGAUUGAUGGAUGAAAACAAGUCGACACAGGCGAGGGCAGGGGUAUAUGUAAUAGUAACAGUAAUGGCAAUAAAAACAACACAAACAAAAACAGUGCUUGUGGAGUAAGAAAAAGUUCGCAUGUCAAGCAACAAAAAAACAAACAAAAAUUUCAGAAAAUAGAACAGUAAAUCUAAACGAAAGGGGGGCGUAAAAAAUAACGAGCAGGCGGCAAUACAACUCGUUGGAAAAAUUAACAACAACACCAACAGCGCCAGGACCGGAAUGGAGCUGGCAGCGACGCCAACAGCGCGACUUAGUAAAAUGUAAUGCGAAAAAGAAUUAAAGAACAGCAAAAAAAAGAAACAGCAGAAAAAUUACUGCUUCACUGCGUUCAUACAGUACAUAUAUGUUUGUUAAACAUAAAAAUUGCUUUACUUUGGAGAGCAAUUAAAAUUUAAAAUAAAACCCAUGAUAUGGAAAAUGCUAUGGAAAAGUGAAUCAAAAAUUAAGUAAAUAGUAAGUGCAAAGAAAAUAUAAAUUCUACAACUGUAAAAAAUACAAAUUAAGCUAAUCUAGUGAAAUAAAAAAAUCUUAACCAAAUAUCGGAAUAUUUAUGCGAAGAGUGCACUUCGUCAACGUUGUUUUUUGUUUUACAUACAUAAAUAGUGAUUUAGAUAUAUGCAAGUCUAUUCAAACAGAUAAAGUUGCGUUAUUAUUGGUGUCUAUUACGUGUUAAAUGUUGUAGUUAACUAAUUAUUAAAUACAUAUGCCGAAAUAUUAAACUACCAAUAACAUAAAUAUAUUUACAAAUAAUUAUGUAUGUACAUUACGAAUAAGAUAAACUGCCGAUGUCGAUCACCACAAAAUAAUAAAAUUCUUCAAAAAAUUUGCAAGAAGUAAAAGAAUAACCAUUUACAAAAAAAAUGUUGCUAAAACCUUAUCAUGUGCACAGUGGAAAAGUAUCUAAUAUUGAUAAGAAAAUCCAAUUUCACAGUUGUUAAUAAAAUUUACAAAAACAGUUACAUUAAAUUUUAAAUUUGUGCGGUAAAUCAAAAUAGAGGACGGUGCGAGUCUAAAUGCGCAAAAGCAAGUUUAGCUAAAAUUUUAACAGAUCUUCAAAAAAAAAAGUUAGUAAAAUUGUGAUUUAGUUUCGAGGAGUCUCAUAUUGUUUUUGAACGAUUCUAAUUUGCGCAAUUUUUGAGCCAGCGAAUUCACGAAGUCGAAAUUCCGACGCCAAUGGCUUACGACGCGCCUGCGCGCUCACCUAACCAUAUCACAUAACAGCGGCGGGUAUUGCCGAAUGUCGGAUAAAUGUCGGCGACGUCGAACACCAGCUUGGCACGCACACAGUUUUAGGUUAACACUAGUGACAUUAAGUAGUUAAUGAGCAUAAAAUGGCUACAGUAAUAAUAAGCAAAUAAAAUACAUACUUAUGUACAGAUAAGUUUAAACAAAAGUAAAUAAAAACGAGAAUCAACACAAAAAGCCUUGCAUGGUGCUACCAGUAAAAGCGCUUUGAUGAGCUUUUAGUCUAAUUGAUCAAAAAAUUUUACGUGUUACUUAUAGACUUCAUAUAAAUGUAGUUAAGAAAUAAAUCAACAAUUAAAAAUCGAUAAAUAAAAAAAUAAAAAAUAAAAAAAAUUCUUAAAUUAUGAGUAAAAAAUCGCUUACUCACAAAUUAGAGUAACGUAUUUCUGAGAGCAUUUAUCUGUGAAACAAAAAGGCAUAUUGGAAUGUGUUUUGUUGCUUUAAUGCUCCUUGAGGUAACAGCAACAAAAUCAACUGUUAACAAAAUUAAGCAAAAAACUCUUCGAAAACUAGACAUUCACCGAAAAACAAAACAAGCUCACCCGCCCUACCGGCAACGACGCAGCUUCGACGCACAGCAUUCACUCCGAACCCAAAUCCACAUUGCCUACGUUUGCGCCACUGCGACAGCAAAAACAGCAACGCAAACUAUUAAAUUAACACUUAAAUACUGCGCGUCAUUGCCGUUAUUCCACACCACUUCCCAAUCGCUCUUGAACCCAUCAUUAGGUGCAUCCACAGAGUGUGUGAUUAACCCGCGAACAUCUGUUGUACCCACCUCCGGUUUAUUCAAAGCUAACUCAUAUACACGAAAAUCCCUUCGGACGCGGUCUUUUUCGUCCAGCGCGUCCGUUUGUGCACAUUCCACACAACUGUUGCCCAUUACUUCGAAGCCAGUUACGAAUAACACGAACGUUCAUAGGUUUCUUCCUACUCGAACGUCUAUACUCGCUUUUUAUCGCCGCUGGACAUCGCUCAAUCGCUUAAUUCGCUCUCGACUUCCCGCCGCCUGUGCGCCGCCUGUGCUUAGUAGCCACUCAUUCUGGCCGCCUCACAUAACAGCGAAAGCGAUAACAACAACUCUGUUAGUGGCAGUGGCAGUGAUAAGAAGUCCUUCUCGUUGCAUUGCUGUUGCGUGAUAGUCGACAUAACGCCAGUUUCACAGGCCGGACGUUUGACAUCGGCAACAACGGCCUCGGGAAGGGAUGUAACCGCUGGCGGUGGGGGCAGCGGUGGCGGCGGCGGUGGAGUUCUCGGCGACGGUGUCUCGCAGUUAGCGAGCAGCCUAUUUCGUUUCGGCAGCAGCAAGAAACGCGGCGUUUGCAUUUGCAAUGCCCAGUGCCCUCUGCAGUCCAUGGAGCAGGCACAGCUGGGUCAACUUGACCCGUCAUUGAAAACACAACACGGCUCCUUGGAUCGACUGCUACAGCAGCAGCAGCAGCAGCAACAACAGUUGCAGCAAGCGCCCCAACGUCCCACUGCUUCAGCCGUGCAUUCCAUUGGGGGCGUAAUCGACGGUGGCGGUUCAGGCGCCCUCCUCGGCUCAGCCGAUUCUGAUGGUGAUGGAGAUGAUGAGAAGGAGCCCGAGCUACCACCACGUCCACCCUCCCGCGUAAAAUCGAACGUGCGACAGAUUAAAGAAGAAUUUGAUCGUGGCGUGGAGGUUGAGAAGUUCUAUCAUCAAAUCAAUGGCGAUAUAUUUGAGAUCACACGUAGAGUACGCGCCCGUGAUGAAGAUACCAUCGAGCAGAAAGUAAUCAAACGCAAAGGUUCUGUUCGUUUGCCGCCGGAGCCACCGCCACGACAAUCGUCGGCAGUGCACUCGCAUAUUUACCACGGGCAUGGCCAUGGGCAUGGACAAACGCAUCAUGGACAUCGUCAUACGAUCGAUACAAGCAAGCCCCAACUACCUCCACGUCGUCAGAAGAGUGCUGAAGAGGUGCCCGUCUCAAAGAGUGCUACGCGCGCACCGGAAGAGCUGGAAUGGUUCGAUCGCAAAGCUCAGCAAAGGCAUUCUGCACGUUCAGCUGAAAGCGGGCCAGUUCGUGAUGAUACCAUCGAGUGGCUGGAAAGACAAAGAGGCCCGGUGCGCACCUCCUCCGGUCCUAGUGAAAUCACUGUGAUGAAAGAUGAGGUACCCGAUUGGCUCCUAGAGCAUCUGCCUCGCAAGCGUUCCAUGGUUGAAAGACCACUGCCGCCAGAAUCAAAGACGAGUACUGCUUCCUACGCAAAGGCACUUAAAGAGGAAUUGGCGGAAUUGUUGAAGAAACCUUUAUCUAGGCAAAGUUCUGGUCCACCCGGCGAGUUCUCGAUUCUCAAAACGGAUAUUGUCGAUUGGCUGACAAAGUUGCAAUCGUCAUCGAGAGGCUCGGCCCGUGAGGAAGCGCCACCACCAAAAACACGUCGAUCGCACCAUCGGCGUAAUGGAAGUGGCGACACGCAACGAUCACAUUCGCAAGAAGAUGCCACUGUCGCACAGCAGGCGGCGCGCAAGCGGCACUCGCUGGGACAUAGUGACCGUAGCGAAGAAGAGGUGAUUGAUUGGAUAGCUUAUCCGCUGAACCGGCUGCAAUCACUAGGUAAGCCUCCGCAAGUGCAGCAGGUGCAAACGAUAGACAGGCGUCAGCCAUUCCUCGACUUACAUCUCAAACCCGCACCACCGCCCCAAUCACAGCUCCCGAUAAGCACGGACCGCGAACGGAGAUCCCACGAACGAUCACGAGAACGCAAACUCCGGCACUCCGCUAGCGAAGUUGUCACUGCACCCACCACCUCCGCAGCAGCGCAAAGUCAGUUGGAGCGAUUAUACGCAAAACCGCACAAAGAGCGUUAUCAGUAUGUGCCUAAGGAAGCCAAAGAUAUGAUGUUGCCUCCUAAGGAGACUGCUAUGACCACUGCCACCACCGCCGCGAUCAGCGCAACUGCACGCGAAUCGAAGCGUGAACGCUCGCGCCGCCACCAGACACAACGUUCGGCUACAGUUUCGGACAUGUCCGGCCAUCAUAACGGUGGCCUCAAGCGCAAAUCGUCGUCGGCUGAACGUGCACCGCGUUCCCCAUCGCCUUGCAACGAUCCCGCCUGCCGCUUGCUCCCGAUUUGCACUGACCCGCACUGCCGUUUCCUCGAAUGCCAAACAACAGGACGCAGCGGCGGAACGGCAGUGACCACAUCAGCUUCAACGAUGAACCUCGCACGUCAUCAGCAGGUGGCGAGGGCUCAAAUGCACACAGUGCCUGCACACAUAACUUCAGAUGACACACCAACGCCACCACCACCGCCUCCAACAUCACAACAACAGCAGCUGCAACAGUUCCAAGCACUACCGCAGCGGCGGCUGGUCAUAUGUCAUGAGUGUCGCUCGUGCGCACCAUUGCUUACCUGCCAGAAUCGUAAAUGCUUCAAUGCCGCCAAGUGCAACUCACUGCCCCGCAGCGCAGCGGACUUCAAUCGGCUGCGCACUACCCUAGCUCAGCCACCAACUACGCUCAACGACAUAGAACCGGCGCCUGAGACCCCUUCACCGCAAUUGCGGCAUCCAGCUAUGCAAUAUCGUAGUAACUCGCAACCGAAUACGCUGCAACGUGGCGAUUCGGCUGCAGCCAUUUGGCAACAGGAAAGCAAUGGCGCGGUGGGGAGCAGUACGAUGAUGGCAACAGGUAUUACCCAUGCCAUCAUCUCAAGUUCACAACCACCGCUGCCUCCCUCGUCCCUACACAUCGGUUCCAUGACAAACGGUCGACACUAUUACAACGGUCGUAACGGUACUAGUAUGCCUCAUCUCAACGGCACCAAUGGCAAAUUGAUGAAGUCCGCAUCGGCGGCAUCGCUCAAUUCGCGAAGACGUCGUCAUAAAACGGUCCAUUUCGGUGAGAAUUUGCUACGCGAAGUUUGUCAAAAUCGUAAACUAAUCAAAACUGAACAAGUUCCGUCCGGGUCGGCACCAAUGAAGGCCAACAUACAAAUGCUGUAUAAUUUUGUAGAAGGUGUGUUGAGCGCAUGGGUGGACGACGACGAGGAGCAGGUGCGUUCCGGCGCCGAAUCAGAGCCCGAGCAGGGCACCAUGGCACUUAAACCCAUUUACCGUUGCAAUCGACUGCGUUAUCAGUGCAUAAAGCGUAUCGUAGAGGAAGCGGCGGAACUGCACGGCACAUUGAAGCUGGGAAAUUCGCGUUAUCGUCAUCGACAUUGGCGCAGCACAGCCAAGCAAUGCAACGAAAUGUUUUUGCGAAAGAUAUCUGAUGAUGAUCGAAUGAGCUUAACUACGGCCGUAUCUGAUGAAGAUGAUGGCGAAAGUGUCAUGGCGUCACCAUAUAAAGCAAAGGCAACUGGAACAGCUGCUUCCUCAUUUAAUUGUACUGGCGCUGUACGCAAAGCUGGUUUCUUGUCGGUGAAAAAAUGGCUACUCCGCAAAAAGCAUCAAAUCGAAUUAGCACGCAAACGCGGCUGGAAAGGCUAUUGGGUUUGCCUCAAAGGCACCACACUACUCUUCUAUCCGUGCGAUUCACGUGAGGGACGCAGCGUCGAAGCGGCACCAAAACAUUUAAUUAUUGUUGAUGGUGCGAUUAUGCAACCAAUACCGGAACAUCCCAAACGUGAUUAUAUAUUCUGUUUGAGUACAGCAUUCGGUGAUGCGUAUCUCUUCCAGGCGCCCUGUCAGGUUGAAUUGGAAAACUGGGUUAAUAGCAUUCAUAGCGCCUGUGCUGCAGCAUUUGCAAGGCAUCGCGGCAAAACAGGAACUCUACAUCUCUUGCAGGAAGAGAUAUUCCGUUUGGAGAAAGCCAUUGAAUCGGAUCACAAGUUGAAGCACAUGGCUGAGCUGCAGCAAUCCGUUGUUACCGACCAGGAUACUCGCCACCAAAUACAGACACAAAUCCUGCAAUGGGAGGAGAAUUUGGAACGUUUACAUUGCGAACAGUUCCGCUUGCGUUGCUACAUGGCGUCAUUGCAGAGUGGCGAAUUGCCAAAUCCAAAAUCUUUGCUCACACACGUUUCACGGCCAACUAAGAACACAUUGAACAAAUUGGGCGUCUUCACUGUAUCCUCAUUUCAUGCAUUCAUUUGUGCUCGUUCGCCAUCGUUGCUGAAUAACUUAUUGGCCGGUCGUGGUGCCACUAAACGUCGACCUCCGAUGCUCUCCCGUUCGAAUAGCGGCUCAAGUCGACGAUCCAUGCAGAUGAAUUCACGUGACGAACCGGAAAAAACAUUCAAAGUUGCCAUGCCUGAUAACGCCUAUGCUACAGUUUAUCUACGUGAUGCCAUGUCGGUGGAGGAAUUUCUGGCUAGCGCCUGUGCACGUCGCAAUCUCAAUCCAAUGGAACAUUUCGUACGUGUGAAGAAGCGACGUGACAUGGAGGAUCACAACUACUUUGUGCCACACCGAAAUGAUUUGAUUGAAAAUUACUUGCAUAAUCAUGAAUUCGUUGAGGUUUGCAUGAAGAUACUCUAUCAAGUGGAAUUACAUCGAACUACGCUCGAGCAAAUGUGGGGCUUCUCCGUCGAAGCGGAACUGAUCGAGAACGCCGAACGGCAAGAUGAACUGUGCUGCUAUGUAAGCCGAGUGGAGGAUAAGAGUGUUGCUAUGCAAAAUGGAAUUAUCAAGGGAGACGAAAUAAUGGUGAUCAAUGCUGCUAUUGUAUCCGACUUGGAUAUGAUGUAUUUGGAAAGCGUACUGCAAGAGGAGCAAUCACUAUGCAUGAUGAUGCGCUCAUCACGCACUGAGCCACCGGAUCUAGUUGGCAUUAUGCGCGUCACUGAUGACAUGAUUGAUUCAUUGGUUUGUCCACCACCCCCAUCAGAUCCGCCCGUAAUGAGCGAGGAGAUGAUAUCCGGUUUAAUCGUACCGGCGCCAGGUUGGAAUGGCACCGGUAAAGAUUUAUAUUCACCUGAGGCCGAAAGCUCACCGGCACCAUCAUCCGUUGAGCCGACACCAGCACAAAUGGUCGCAGCCGGCACCAAGCCGACCUCACGUACGAGCAGUUUCGAAAUUGAGAAUCUUCUAAAGACCGCAGAGCAGGUUACCGGAUUUUGUCGUUCACCUCAGGAAACCCGUAAAUCCAGCCCGACCGGCUCUGUCACAUCUUCAGUCUCGAAUGCCGCACUGACACCGUCUCGUCAGCUUACCGAUGCCGAGAAACUGCGCAAGGUUAUCUUGGAAUUGGUCGAUACAGAACGCACUUACGUUAAGCAUUUGAACAAUCUACUGGAGCAUUACUUGGAGCCAAUGAAACGAGAGACAUUCCUAUCGAAUGCUGAAAUAAAUGCACUCUUUGGUAACAUUCACGAAAUUGUCACAUUCCAAAGACAAUUUUUGCAAAAUCUCGAAGAAGCACUUGAAUUGGAGCCAGACUUUCAUAAAUUCGAGCAUUCUGGUCAGUUCCGGAACGUUCUCUUUGCUAUCGGUUCGGCAUUCUUGUACUACGUCAACCAUUUCAAACUGUACUCAUCAUUUUGCGCCAGCCAUAGUAAGGCCCAGAAAGUUUUGCAUCCCAAUGAAGGUAAUCACGCACUACAGGAGUUCCUUGCCGCACGUAAUCCGAAGCAGCAACAUAGCAGCACUCUGGAAUCGUACUUAAUCAAACCAAUACAGCGCAUUCUCAAAUAUCCUUUGCUUUUGCAACAGUUGCGGAAUUUAACCGAUUCACGAGCCGAUGAACACCUACACUUGUGCGAGGCCCUCAAGGGCAUGGAAAAAGUGGCCGAGCAUAUCAAUGAAAUGCAACGAAUUCACGAGGAAUAUGGUGCUAUAUUCGAUCAUUUGUUCCGACAACAUCAGAAGUCAUGCAAGCAACCCAUUGAUUUGAGUCCAGGUGAUCUACUCUAUUAUGGCGGCGUUGAGUGGCUGAAUAUUUCUGAUUUCCUUGGCAAAAUCAAGAAGGGUUUGGAGUUGCACGCUAUGUGCUUUGUUUUUAAAUCAGCGGUUGUGUUCCUUUGCAAAGAACGUUUGCGUCAAAAGAAGAAACUUAUGGGUGUCUCGAGUAAAAAUGCCCCCAAUGAAGUGGAAAUCAUACGCUACCAAGUGCUCAUACCAGUCACCGAGGUGCAAGUGCGCGCCUCUUCAGCAAAAGACAUGGACUCACAUUUCUUAUGGGAAUUGAUACACUUACGCUCGCAAUUGCAGCGCCGUUCCGAAAAGGUUUACGUGCUCUCGAACAGCACGGCAGACUUCCGUAACGCAUUCCUCAAAACCAUACGUCAGAUCAUACGCGAAAGUGUACGCAACAUGUCAAUUCCGAUGAAAGGAUUUGGUAGUUCCGGCUCAGUUUCGGGAAUUUCAUCGCAAGGUGGCGGUUCGGGUAGUUCCCAGACGCUGGAACGGCCAAAACAACAGAUAACAAUCAUUCAAGGCUCACAGACAUUAGGUAAACCCAAAAAGAAAUCCGGUUCGCAACGUCAUUCUGCCGGCAACAUCGACUAUGAUAAUCUCUCGGGUAGCCAAGAGGCUGACGAUGUGCCAAUGUUGCAUCAUCAGCAUCAGCAGCAGCUACAACCAACUGGUUUCCGAGGACGCAGUAAGACCGUGGGCGAUGCUAUAGACCCACAGCAGCAGCAUCAAAAGCAUAUGCAACAUCAUCAACAACAAAUGCAUCAUCAUCAACAAAUGCACCAGAGCGAUAUUGAGCGCAUGGAUCCGGGUACCAAAUCUGAAGGAGAAGAAGACUCCCAGCAGGGCACAAUCAAAGCGAAAGCUACGCUGGGUCGUACACCCAACCACUUGACUCUAAGCACCACAUCAACCCUAUCGGUCGGCAGCACUGGUAGUCAAGCGCGUUUGAUACAAUCAUCCCAUCCGCCAUCGAGCUAUCAGCCAGUUCUCAUGAAAGAUUUAGGUAAGACUUACUCAAUAACAAACGAACUAUCGUCUUCCCCUCAAGCAGAGUACAUGGAAGCCACUGCGUCAGCGACAGUGAGCUCUUUGUCCGCAGCUAUGGAGGCCACGGGUCAAAUGAUGUUUAUGAUCGAAGAGAUGGGCAUAGAAAUCGGCGAGAUGGACGUGGAGGAGGAGGAGGAGCGUGGAGAAGAGAUGGAUUAUGUACUCGAGUCGGAUUUGCAGGCUGCAUCCGUAGCAGCAGCUUUUAAUUUAAGUUUAGGUAGUAGUGGUAGUAGAGCAAUAACAAUUAGGGGUGGUGAUAUGGCUAACACAGGUAGUCGUAACGGUAAUAAUUUACAUCGUGUCCCUACUCCUAAGCGUUUGUCGCCUAGACAAUCGCCCAAAGCAGAUAUUGAAGUAAUAGAAAUUUUCGCUAACGAGCUAAGUCAGUUGACCGCCGCUGAGCAAGUAUCGGUUGUGCAUCAUUCGGGAAAAGAGUCUUCCAAAAAGUCAAGCAUGCGCCAGGCAAGUGUCAGUAGUGGUAGCAGUAGCAACGGUGCUACGGCUUCCGCCAGCGAUGUAAUAACUCAUGUAGUCGACAAACACUUAAGUGAUCUGGAACACGAACAGCUCACUGACACCACAUACGAUAUCGCCGCUUACAUGGCCAACCUUAAAGAGCAAGCACUCGAAUCACAAGAUCUGCAAAUGGACACACAGGAUCAGCAACAGAAUGACUCAAGUCUUUCGCCGGAGCCGCAGACAGUUGUAGAAAAUACCCAGCAAACGGUAGUGGCUGAAAUCGAAUCUCCCCCUCGGCCUGCCACAGAAUCUGACAGCACCGGAACAACGACAGGAACUUCCGAAAAGUCGGAGGAUGAAUCGGAAGAUGCUAUGUCAACGGGUGCGCACCAUGUCAUCAUUGACAAGAAAGUAGAUAAAGUGUUCAAGUCCAAGCCCUCGGAGAAGGCACAAAAAUCGAGUAGUGGUAGCAGUAGCAGCAUUGCUAGUACUGGCACCAAAUCGAAAACGACGAAGUCGCCACGUCAGAGUAUCCACAUUUCACCCGACCGCUCCAAGUCGCAAGGUAGCUCGCCCGUACGCAUAAUAAAGAUAAAAUCACCUCGUUCUAGUGUCAGUGAGCAGGGUAAGCGAUUAAGUGCUAGUUCCAGCCGAGACUCCUCAGCCGAUCGCCUUUCCAGCGGACGGCGCACUCCCAGCCCUCGUCGCAGCUCGGAAGGUAGUGGAAUACUAAAGCGACCCACCAGCCCAGCUGCUGGCAUACUGAAGCCUCCGCCAAGCCCCAGCAAGUCGAAGAGUCCCGACCGAAGCUGCCUGAAGAAACUCGCUCCCGCGCACGACUGCAGCGUCGAGUCACUUUCCCCACAUAUUUCGCCACGCGAUAGUAUUGAACACCUAUCGCCCGAUCGUGCCAGCACGAGUCUCUGCCAGCGGCAUUCGCCACGUAGCAGCUUCGACAGCCGCAGCUCUGAGCCAACUCUUGAUAUACCACGCUCGUCGCUAAAAUCACCACGCGGAAGUUUCGAAUCGCGUUCUCCUGACCGCUGCAGUCGCAAGCGCAGUCAAUCCGCGCAUGGCAGCUUUGAAACCGGACAACGCGCUGCAGCGCUUGCUGCCUCCGAAGCCUACUACCAGUAUUACCCGAUAUAUGAUAAUCAGACCUGUAGUGAUCAUUAUAUUUCAGCAGCUACAACCGGUAUGCAACGAGAUGCCGGCACUUCCACGACAAGUACGCGUCGCUUAAGCAAAUCCUUGGAGCGUUCAACAUCGCGUGAAAGCACUACAAGCAGCUCGUAUCGUUACGGCGUUUCACCCGAACGCAUUUACACAAUCAACACAAUGGGUACUGGUCCCUUGCGUUCGCAGUCGGCUGAAAACGCAUUUGAACGUUACGCCUACGAUCCGCACACGGGGCAACAUUAUCAAAUGCCAGCGCAAGAAUCGGCCACUGCCGCUCCACCUGCCGCCUUCAUGUACAGCCACGAACCACAGUGUCCACACGAGCGUAUCGCCGCAUACCAGCUCAGCUCGUCUGCGCCCGAAUACACGACAUGUAUUGACUGUCUGUACCAGAAGAGACCCUCCUAGCAUAAGGCCCGCGUGCGGCAGAGUCGUACGCGGAAGAAGACACCACGUGGCGUAGUUCAACCACCGACGGCAACGGCUUCGGGUAUGAUUUGUGCGGCCAGCUUUGAUCCGGAGGCAGCCGUUGCGGCGGGUGCUAGCGAGGCAAGCGGUUGUGUGGAUUGUCACGACUACUACGAGAUACACGUUUAAAUGGAAAUUAAAUAACUGAAAUGAAAUACAUAUAUAUUUAAAAAAAAGUAUCUAAACCUAAAAGAAAAUCUUACUUGUGCAGUCCUUACAUACGUACAUUACCAUCAGAACCAUCAGAAAUGAACUUGUUGCCAUCCAAAGGUCCUCAACUAAUAAGUUUACAUACAUAUGUACAUAUUUAUGUGCAUAUGCGUAAACGUAUGUAUUUAUCUUUGUUGUUUGUCACAGGGAUUUUUGAAAAACUAAGCUAUGUAUAAGUAUCGCCUAUAUAUGUAUAUGUACAUGUUUGUAUACCAAGAAUAGGUUCUUCAAGUGUUCAGAAUAAGGAUUAGUACUUACUACAAGUACGUGUAAAGUGAUGGCCUCAAUACUUCUUGUUUCCUUUGAAUUAUUACACCGUACGACAAAAUCAAAAAAAUUUCAAAACACACAAAGCAAUCAAUAUGCUCACGAAACAAUGGGCUAAAUAUAGUAAAGCUGCGUUUUUAUUUUUCACGUUGA